AUGCCUUUUCUUGUAGGAAAAGAAGUCGGUCCUACCGGCUAUGGCACCAUGGGCAUGACAUGGAGACCGCAACCUCCAGCCCAAGAAGUGUGCUUUGAAACACUCAACACUACUCUUGAGCUGGGUGCCAAUUUCUGGAAUGGUGGCGAGCUUUACGGUACUCCGGAGUACAACUCCCUGCACUUGCUCAACAAGUAUUUCACCAAGUACCCAGAGAACGCAGAGAAAGUCGUUCUCAGCAUCAAGGGCGGACUAAAGAAGGGAGUUCUCAUCCCAGAUGGCUCAGAAGAGAAUAUCCGUCGCAGUGUGGACGAGUGUCUGCGUCUGCUCGACGGCAAGAAGAAGAUUGACAUUUUCGAAUGCGCACGUCAGGACCCGCAGGUCCCUGUCGAGCAGACUAUCGACGUCCUCGCACAAUACGUUAAGGAAGGGAAGAUUGGUGGAAUUGGAUUGAGUGAGGUUGAUGCCGGGACGAUCCGCCGAGCACACAAGGUGCACCCGAUUGCAGCCGUUGAGGUCGAGAUGUCGAUGUGGUCGACCGACAUUCUAGAGAACGACGUCGCCAAAACUUGUGCAGAGCUCGACAUCCCCAUUGUCGCCUACUCGCCUCUCGGGCGUGGUGUCCUGACUGGAGCUGUGAGCUCGCUGGCGGAUAUUCCCGAAGGUGACAUCCGUCACCAUAUGUCCCGAUUCAAGGAAGAGAACUUCCAGCAGAACCUUAAGCUCAUCAAUGAGGUCAAGGAAUUAGCGAACCGCAAGGGUGCUGCGCCGGCCCAGAUCGCACUUGCUUGGGUGCGCAGCCAGAGUGGCCGGCCCGGUAUGCCUACUAUUAUUCCUAUUCCCGGUGGUACUACGAAGGAUAAGGUGAUUGAGAAUAUGAGUGGUACACAGGUAUUGAGUGAUGCAGAACUGGCUGAGAUUGAUGCUAUCUUGAAGAGUAAUGUUGUUGCUGGUGCUCGGUACUAA
Messenger RNA from Penicillium soppii, 966 nucleotides. Its product is annotated as aldo/keto reductase family protein. The record is from RefSeq and is a predicted model, not a curated record. Gene Ontology annotation, cellular component: cytoplasm. The coding region runs from base 1 to 966 and encodes 321 amino acids. Lineage: Eukaryota; Fungi; Ascomycota; Eurotiomycetes; Eurotiales; Aspergillaceae. The transcript is spliced from 3 exons.